Molecule: messenger RNA, 3507 nt
Organism: Chaetomium globosum CBS 148.51
Lineage: Eukaryota; Fungi; Ascomycota; Sordariomycetes; Sordariales; Chaetomiaceae
Exons: 2
Coding region: 1-3507 (1168 amino acids)
Source: RefSeq, a predicted model, not a curated record
AUGAGCUCUUCGGCGAUGCCCCCUGGGGGACUGCCCAAGCGUGGUGCGCCUGGGGUUACUGGGCCUGCGCCAUCCAAAGACAAGCAGCCCGCAGACUCAACAUGGCCCUUACCACGACAGCCCAAUGCUACUACUGACAUAACACCGCCGGCCGGGAAGAAGCAGCGCCCACCGGAGGCAGAGGUGCCUCUUUCGACGGGAGCUGCCAAAUUUCCAAACUCGGGCGCUCGUCUAGAUACAACCAACGUACAACCACCACCUCUCAGGGGUCUGCCUUCUGAGAAGAAGCUGAACGCUCGUCCCAACGGCCCUGGCCCUGACCCAGAGAGUAUGGGAGGAGAGAUACCCAUCCUCAUACCGCCAGCUUUAAACCUUCACCAGGGGAAGAAUAACGAUAAAACACUACCGCCUCUAAACACCAAGACCCAACCGGGGAAAACCGCUCCCAGCUUUUCCCUCCCAAGAUCAGCAGGCCCCAAUGGCCCAGUCCCUGUCCCGGAGAGCACGGGCGGGGAGAUUCCCAUUCUCGCGCCACCAGCUCUAGAUACUCGCCAGGCGAAGAAUACCAGCAACGCGCCGCCACCACUCGCCACCAAAACUCAACCGGACCGUGCCAUUCCCAGUUUUUCAUUUCCAAGGUCGGCGGGCCCCAAAGACAACAAGGAUGCGCCACAACUCCCAGAGCCGCAAGCCUCAAAGCCGCUGCGCGCUGGUCCAUCAGGGCCCGUACCCGUACCCACCCCUCUUUCCCAAACAGCUCCCGCUGCUUCCCGACAACCACCGGUUCCGGAUUCGCUACGUCCAGGACCAAAGGUAGCGGUGCCCCCGGUUCCAGACACAACUCGCCCUGGCCCAUCCGUCACCUCAUCCCGCUCUGAGCAGCCCGCCCUGGAUGGAUUACGUCCCGGGGCGGCUCAUCCAGGGCAGAAACUAAGCCCGUUCCCUGAACGACCUGGCCCAGCCCCGUCUGGCCCUGUGCCUACUCCGUCAAAAUCAUCACGCAAGAACACCGCGGCUAGCAACUUAUCAGUAGAUCAAGACACGCCGCCGCCCCUACGCCUCGGGAAACAGGCUUCCAAAGCCCAGCAGAGUGCGGACACAGCGUCUAUCGUACCCCCGGUACCAGUCCCGUACUCGAAGGAGCCAAUCACGAGUGGGAAGACCCCAUCAGUUGCUCCAAUAGAGCCGUUGAAGCUCAACUCAAAAGAACCGAAUGCGAACGGGAGAGGCGCGCCGCCGCCCCCGCGUGUUGACAACAUGGCUCCCAGGGCCCAUCAGAAUGCAAAUCCACCGUCUGUGCCAGCAAUAUCAACACAGAAUAUCGCUAAAGAGUCGAAGACGGCUGGGCAAGAGACACCAUUCACUCCUCUGAAUGCUUCGAAAUACAAUCCUAAAGAGACGGGCACAAACGGGAAGAACGUGCCAUCCACACCCCUAGAUCCGUCAAAACCUGACCAGAAAGAAUCAGGUGCUGGCGUGAAGGGGGCGUCGUCCACUCCCCAGGAUCCGCUAAAACCCAACCCAAAACAACAUACAAACCCGUUCCUUCCCAUGGAGCCACCGAAACUCAAUCCGAAAGAAUCAAGUGCAAGUGGGAAAGGGAAAAAUGCGCCACUCGCGCCUAUGGACCCUUUGGACCCGUCGAAAGCAGCAGUUCCAACUCAACUUCGCCCGGGCCAGGUGCCCACAACCAACCCUUCCCGGGCCGGACCGGCCGACUCAAUCCCUCGGAAGCCGCUGGGGUCGCCUCCGCGGCCAUCACAGACGAAUUCUCCUCGGAUCGAUCCAGUCACAUUUCUGGUGAAGCCGAAGACGUCGGAGCAGCAGAAGCUGCCGGAGCAGCAAAAGAUGUCGGAGCAGCAGAAAAUGUCGGAGCAGCAGAAGGGAACGGCAUCCACCAACCCCUUCCGACGAUCUCGCACGAAUGCCCAAACCCAAGCGGCGAACGCGGCGUCCAUGAAUCCUCUCGGAUCAUCGCCUCCCAAUCCCCAGGUCCAGCCGUAUAACGAGACCUCGACGAAGCCUCUAAACUUACCGCCGCAGUCUGGCAGUCAGCCAAAGACCAACCCACCAAUCUACAGGCCUAGCGUGAGAAGCCCUCCGCCACGGACGCAGACCACGUCCAACUUUGCGCCUCCGCCCACUGGGAAAAAUAAACAGGCGCCCUCGUCCGGGUUCUCCAGCUCCCGGCCAGGUGCCGCAUACGCAGGAGGACCCAGCCAUGGGCAUUCCAGCUCCCUCGACUCCAACGUCUCCAACGACUCGGUGGCCAGCUCCUCCACGGCCACCAGCACGAGGCCUCUGAACCCUACGCAGCGGCAGAACACGGGCUUUGCCAACAAGCCCGCCCGGCAGGCGUCGGACCCGCGCGAGAAGGGCGCGCCCGGCGGUGGCGGCUACUACAGCAGCGGCAACGAGGCCGGCGCGGCCGAGUCACCCUACAUGAACAUGCUCCUCUCACUCGACCGAAUCCCGCGCAUGCACAACAUCCUAGUCUCCUUCUUCGUAUGGAUCCUGCUCGCCGGCUUCGUCAUCAUUCCGGGCUCCUUCACCAGCAGCCAACGCAAGCAGGAGGGCGAGACGGUGCAGCUGCCCGUGUCGGCGGGGGGCACGGGCACGGGCGCCGACGCGGGCGGGGGCAAGAAGCUGUCGCUGACCCCCGCCAACACGGCCGCGCUCGUCAUCGGCUUCGUAUGCAUCAUCGCGGGCACCUUCGGCUCCGCCUGGCUGGCCCUGCGCUGGCGCCGCAACUACGUGUGGCUGCUCAACAAGCUGUACCUGCCGCUGAUCCUAAACGCCCUGGCGGGUCUACUGGCCACCAUCACGAGCGUGUACACGCAGCAGGCGGGCGAGUGGGGGCCGCAGGCCGUGACUACGGCUGUGGUCGAGGCGGUCAUCCUGGCGGUCAGCGUCAUUUUGUUCUUUGUGUACAACUAUUGGCUGCUGAAGCGUAUGCGGAGCGACCAUGAGGAGGCGGUGACGGGUAGGAAGGAGAAGAAGAAGAAGAAGGAGAAGGAGUCGUGGAGGGAGAGGAGGGCGCGGAAGAAGAGGGAGAAGAAGGAGGGGAUGAAGAGGGAGAGGAAAGUCGGGGGCGGGUGGUUUGGGCGUUGGAAAAAGGCAAGCAAGAAAAAGCCUUAUGCAGCGGGGAGUGUUGCCGAGGAGGAAGAGGAUGAGGGCGUAGGGGAAGCGCGGGAUGCGCUGGGUGAGAAAGAGCGCGAGGAAGAAGAUGGCGGUGGAGAGUCGGCUGUCGAGGGCCGGGGUGACCCAGGAAAAGGGGGAGGAUCCAGUGCCGCGCCGGAUGUGACGAGGCGCAGGCCGGCGCCGAGCUGGAUGCCCUUGAUGAUGGGGACGGGCAGGUGGUGGGUGAGCAGGCGGAGGGCGCCCGUUGCGCUGAGCAGGAGGACGGCCACGGAGACGAGGGCGCCUGCUGCUGUUGUUGUUUGGAGGGGGAGGGGCGUGGCGAGGGCGGAUGCGGCGAUUGCCUGUGGGCGAGACACGGUGUGGUGA